Molecule: messenger RNA, 552 nt
Organism: Babesia bigemina
Lineage: Eukaryota; Apicomplexa; Aconoidasida; Piroplasmida; Babesiidae
Product: membrane protein, putative
Exons: 1
Coding region: 1-552 (183 amino acids)
Source: RefSeq, a predicted model, not a curated record
AUGAACGCAUUUAAGAAGGUUGUUCUCCUCUUGGUAGGAUUUGCCACCGUCAACUUCGCAAGUGUCUGCGUAGCCCAAGCCAAGUUGGACGACUCCACACCCGAAGAGUGGGUUAAGGCCAUCGACAGCGCGGAUGAUCACCUGAAGGCCGAAGUUAGUAAGCUGAAGGCGGAGGACGCCUACACUAAGGAUGUUGGCCUUAGCGCCAGCAAGGGCAAGAUUGAUAGUUUCGAAAGUGCCGUGAAGUUGUUCAGUGCAGCCAGAGUGAAGGUUGACGCUGCUAAAAAAGCCUUGGAUCUUAAGGGCAAGACCGACAACACGGCGGAGGUCGCAGCCGUCAUCAGAGAGUCCAACGAGUCGAUUGCUUUAUACUUUGCGGCACUUAAGGCUCACAUUGACGCAAUCUACGACAUUUCUAAGUACAAAGCUACUGUAGUUGGCAAGGUCGCAUUGCUGAAGUACGUAAGUGAGUACGACAAGAAGAUUGUCUCCGGUUUCGCCGCUGUGGUAUCAACGGUAGCCCUUUUUGCCACCGCCUUGGCCACGUUUUAA